This is a messenger RNA of Helicoverpa armigera (cotton bollworm), 1588 nucleotides long. RefSeq names its product retinol dehydrogenase 13. Lineage: Eukaryota; Metazoa; Arthropoda; Insecta; Lepidoptera; Noctuidae. The coding region runs from base 206 to 1207 and encodes 333 amino acids. Gene Ontology annotation, molecular function: oxidoreductase activity. The record is from RefSeq and is a predicted model, not a curated record. The transcript has 8 exons.
ACAAGGAGAAAAUUAAAUGAAAUCAGCUGUCUGUCACUUAAUUUUGAUAAAACAAAAAAGAUUUAUUGUGAAAUUAAGUUAAUCAUGGCUUUCAUUUUACAAAAAGCCAUUAGAUCAAAAUAGUAGAAUUUUAAUUUAAUCGUCGGUCACCCCUGCGUGCAGCUGGCUACAUUCUGCUGUCUCCAAUUUCAGCAAAACAGCAAGCAUGUGGGUGCCGAAUCUGCCGGUGGUGAUGAUCUCCACCGUGGCGGCCACUGCCGGAGGCAUCUGUUUGUUCAAAGACUUCUACGGCGGGCAGCCGUAUGACCGCAACGCGAGAGCGGACGGCAAGGUGGUCAUCAUCACCGGAGCUAACUCUGGUAUCGGCAAGGCAGCUGCCUGGGACUUCGCUAAGAGAGGCGCUAAGGUGUUCAUGGCCUGCCGUAACAUGGAGAAGUGCGAGGAGGUGCGUCGCGACCUGGUGCUGGAGACGCACAACAAGUACGUGUACUGCAGACCCUGCGACCUCGCCAGCACUGAGUCCAUCAGGAAGUUUGUUGAGAGGUUCAAGUCAGAAGAGCCCUAUCUAGACGUGCUAGUAAAUAAUGCGGGUGUGAUGGAGCCUCCCGCCAGCGUCACCAAGGACGGCUUCGAGACGCAGCUCGGUGUCAACCAUUUGGGACACUUCCUGCUUACCAACUUACUGCUGGAUACACUAAAGGCGUCAGCCCCAAGCCGCGUGGUGAUAGUCUCAGGCAGCGCCCACUACGGCGGUAAGAUCAACAAGGAAGACCUGAACUUCAGCAAGAAGUACGACGCUCACGCUGCGUACGCGCAGAGCAAGCUCGCUACUAUGCUGUUCGCUACUGAAUUGGGGAGGAAGACGUUAGGUACGGGAGUAUCAGUGAUCGCAGUAGACCCGAGCCUGACAGACACAGAUAUCACUCGGCACAUGUCUAUGAUGAAGAGCGUCUCGCGUUUCUUCGUCUACCCUCUAUUCUGGCCUUUUAUGAAGACCCCCAAUAUCGGGGGACAGGUCAUCCUCCAUGCGGCUCUAGAUCCUGCCCUGCAGGGCUCCUCGGGAGACUAUUAUGUUGACAUGAAGAAGAAAGAACCAUCAAAGUUAGCUCAGGACUUCGAGCUGGCGGGCUGGAUGUGGAAGGUCAGCGAGAAAUGGACCAAACUGGACGAGCAUAAAGCUGCCCUCGCGAAAGCUACUGCCGCGUGAUAUACACAGCUCAAAUAGAAGAAUUUUAACAAUAUUGACGUGAGAUUUGGCCUUCCAUUAGCAUGGGCUAAUAUUGCAUAAGCUAUACUUAAUUACAGACCAUAAAUUUAACUUCAAAAGUUAGUUUACUUUUUAUACAGAACAGUCCAGUGAACAAGCAAUAUGUAAUUUGUGCAUUUAAGAAAGUCUUUUCAUUUGUGAAAUAAGACAGAAAUGGUGCAUUUUUUAAUAUAGCAAGACUACUAUCGGUAUUGCCAGACUAAAGAGCAUACAUGAAUUUUCUUUUUACAUUUUUUUGUUGAGUGAAUGAAACAAUGUGUGUCUAAGCAUUUAUAGUGUUAUUUAGUGCAUAGAUUUAUUGUUAAUAAAAUGUAGAAUUUA